Messenger RNA from Microdochium trichocladiopsis, 501 nucleotides. RefSeq lists its product as uncharacterized. The transcript is spliced from 2 exons. Bases 1 to 501 code for a protein of 166 amino acids. NCBI's taxonomy places the organism in Eukaryota, Fungi, Ascomycota, Sordariomycetes, Xylariales, Microdochiaceae. The record is from RefSeq and is a predicted model, not a curated record.
AUGGAGGACACCAGGCAAUUAGCACUGAUGGGAUUCCUGGCGCUGGAACCACACCUCAGCACGAAGCGCCCAGGGAACUAUCAACUCCUUAAGAAGAUUGACACCAUACUCGAGAUUCCACUAUGGAACAAGACCGACCGUCCUCCCAAGAUUCUUGCCGGCGCACUGACCUACGCCAUGCUGUGUUGCCUUAACUUUAUCGCCUCUGACAACACCAAUGGUGGGGAUGAUGUUGCAUUAGCAUAUGUGGUAGAGCGCGGAGUUAGUCAAUAUCCUCUAAUGAAGCAGCUCGAACCUGACUCAGUAGAACCCGAUGCGAUCAAAGACCAACGGGUUUACGGGGAGACUUUCAAAGAUCUCUGUACUAUCACCAACCUCUUGAAGAAGGCUAUUGGUAGUAAAGAGACCGACUCGAAAAGACGCGAGAGAUUCAAGGUCGAGCUGGAGCUCCUCAACGAAUUGCUGAAGGGUUUGGCCGAGAAACUUGAACGAACGGGCUAA